Notothenia coriiceps (black rockcod) is the source of this 1899-nucleotide messenger RNA. It is a transcript of the gene bet1l, whose product is annotated as Bet1 golgi vesicular membrane trafficking protein-like. Lineage: Eukaryota; Metazoa; Chordata; Actinopteri; Perciformes; Nototheniidae. The coding region runs from base 9 to 401 and encodes 130 amino acids. The record is from RefSeq and is a predicted model, not a curated record. The transcript is spliced from 5 exons.
GCGCGGUCAUGGUCACGUCACCUGCGUCAUCUAAACCUGCAGAACAGCUGAUCGUGACGUCACUCAUCAACAUGGCGGACUGGAAUAGAGGUCAUGACUCUGUGGACGACAUGCUGGACACUGAAAACAAGCGCCUGACUGAUAACCUCGCCAGCAAAGUGUCCAGACUGAAAUCUCUGGCGUAUGACAUCGACCGAGAGGCUGAAGAUCAGAACGAGUAUCUGGACGGCAUGGACUCAAACUUCCUGAGUGCGACGGGGCUGCUGAGCGGCAGCGUGAAGCGUUUCUCCACCAUGGUUCGCUCCGGCAGAGACAACCGGCGCAUCCUCUGCUACGUCUCCGGGGGCCUGGUGCUCGCCUUCUUCAUCCUCUACUACAUGAUCUCCAGGAUCCAGCGCUGACGGGGGGGGGAACCCCACCAUCAGACAGGAGCUGAGACUAAAAACUCAUAUCUGAAAAUACUUUUUAUUCUGCACCAAAGUGAGAAAAAAGACAAACAGGAAGUGGACGUUUCUGUUGAAUCGUUGGCGGUUGUCAAAAUGCUCAGCAGGGGAAACGUGGAUGGUACUGUCUGGUAGGAAGAUACUGGAGUUAAUUAAAAGUAACAUGAUUGGACUAAAGGUGGCUUUUCAACUGUACCUGAAGUCCUUAUAUGGGCGCGGUCAUGCCAAAGACACUGGAAACAAUUAAAAGAAACAUGAUUGGACUGAUUGGGGCUUUUAAACUUUACCCUUCUCCCUUCCUGCUGUACUCAAGAAGUCCUUAUAUGGGCAAUGGAAUGGUGGAGCCUGAAUGCAGCUCUGUGAUAGGCUGAUGAACCUGUCAAUCAUGACCAACUUGCCGCGAAGAGUCUCACCUCCAGAAUACAAGAAAUAAUUGGACGCACGUUUUGGGUUGUAGCGAGUGUGUUCAAACUGCACAAGUUCUAAUAUGUUUACAAACUUAUAUAAAAAAGUACAGAGAAUUGAAGACUAAAAACUUAAAGAAGCAGCAAAAGAAAAUGUGAUUUUGGUGGUGAGACAUAAACAGAAAGGUUAUGGGGGAACAUUUAUUAAAUGUCUGGAAAACAUUGUGCUUUUCUUGGUAAACGUUACAUUAUUCCAAGUUUUAUGGACGUUGGCAUGAAUUUCUUGUCAAAACAAAACAAUGAUUUUUAAAGAUGUUUUCGAUCAAACAGCUGAAAAACAUUUCAUGAUAAUUGAUAUUUAAUUGUAUCGAGGGAGGAAUAGAGACACAGCGUCUGGGGAGAACAGGAAGUGACACCGCCAUCUUUGUUUUUUGCUGAUCUCUAAAUCACAAGGCGAUGAUGUAAUGUCUUGAAGGACUGUCAAUCAACUGUGAGUAGAUAACUAUAAGGAAACACUUACUACAUGUUAAGAACUGCAAAAAAAAAAAUUCGGCAACUAUUUUCUUCUUUAACUCUUAAUGUACAUUAAUCCAAAGAUGGCAACAAACAAAAAAGCAUAUUUUAACCCCUAAUUAGACGCUUUUCUCUAUUUUAAAUCCAAUUAAAGUGAAUAUUGUUCAGGUUGGGACUGGCCAAACAACUAAAAACAACAACUUGGACUCUUGGGAAAACUGUGGUGGACAACUUAUCCUGUGUUCAACAAUGUAUAUAAUCAUUAACAUUUUCAUACAUACUGGUCUAUUUUUUUUUAACAAACCUUUAAACAUCAAUGUUUUCUGUUGCAGUUUUAAGCUUUGUCUGUGUUGGCGGUAACGGUUUCCAUAUUUUCAUUAAUAUUACAUUUUGGGCGAUGUUCUGUUAAACGUUUAUUGGAUGUUUUGUCAAAUGAUACACAUUUUGUCUAGAGGACAUUGAAUGUGUUUUCAUUCCAGCGGUCUGCACAGACGACAUUAUGAAUACACCUGCAAUAAAUGUAUUUGUUUAGUUACUUA